Messenger RNA from Adineta steineri, 1004 nucleotides. The record is from the annotation of a GenBank genome assembly. NCBI's taxonomy places the organism in Eukaryota, Metazoa, Rotifera, Eurotatoria, Adinetida, Adinetidae.
CUAAUAAGGAACCGGAACGCCCAAGUUCAACCAUAAGAUUCUCUGAUCGUACCACUGUUAUACCUUAUAAGGAAUCAGAACGUCCAAAUUCAACACCAAGAUUCUCUGGUCGUAACUCUGUUAUACCUAAUAAAGAAUCAGAACGUCUAAGUUCAACCCCAAAACUCCCUGGUCGUACCUCUGUUCUACUUAAUAAACAAUCAGAACAACAACAACAACGUCAACAAGAAGAACAAAAGUACUUUUCAGAAUCUGAAUCAAUAUCAACUCAAACAGAUUUAACACUUACAAUGGCAUCAAGUAUAGUCGGAAAUAAAGAUUAUCAAAAAUAUUUACCUGAAAAAUAUACUAAACGUAAUACAAGUGAUUCGCCAUACCGGUCAUUAGCAAUACUGACGUGGAAAAAUGACGAUGUGCUUGAUUUUUUAUAUGAUUUUAAAUUACAUCUAAUGAUGCCAUUAUGUGAAUCCAUGUCAGGUCGAGCAUUGCUAGGAUUGUAUGGAAUGUGUCAAAGAAAACCUCAUCGUGUUUAUAGACAACUAAAUAGCGAAUUACGUGGUCAUUAUCCUAACCUAACUUUACCAAUGGCUAUUUUUAAUCAAUUUUUAUCUGAAAUAGAUACUUUAAUAACUUCUCCACCUAAUUCAAAGCGAGUACUACCAUCCGCACUCUCAAAUGAUAGCUACUAUCCUGGAUUUAUGCCUAUAACAGAUCAAUCAUCAGUAUUAUCGAUGAAAUCUAAUUAUACACAAUCAGAACUUUCGAUGAUGUCCACUGGUACAUUGAGCAGUGGUACACCAAUGAAUGGAGUACCUCAUACUUCACGAGUUAUUGAACGAGCUGUCUUUCGGCCAGCAUCCAGUGCUAAUCGACCUUAUGAUUUAGUUGUUGAAAGUAAUGACCGUGCGAGCGUCAUAUUUCAACAAGUUAAACGUUAUUCACCUCAGCUAUAUUUACUUCAACAACAAGCACGUGAAUAUCGUGAAAUGAACGGCAUGCAUUAG